CUCGCCUGCCCCUAUGGACUAGGUAUGUACCUAGGUAGAUAGAUUAGGUAGGUAAGUACUGUAAGUGCUUAGGUAACACCUAAUCGAUAGCAGAUAACGAGGAUGGACCCCAGAGCCUUGGAAAUUUCCAACCUACCCGCCAGUAUCGACGAGAUAGCGAGGAUACCUAGGCCUCUCCAAGGCACGCUGCGGCACGACAUAGCCCACCCCAUUGCGAAGUGACGGCAAGGAGUGCACCUGGGUCCGGACCGGUCCAUUCACGACUGCAACAUGGCUGACCCAAAGCCCUCUCCAGCGACCGGAGCAGCGACUGGAACACCCUACAAGGCACCGACGCCGAACCCGGCCCUGCGGAUGAUGGGCCUCCCGAACCUGCCCAGGAAGCUACCGUCGCGCAACUGGCUCAUCUUCUGGACCCUUUCCCUGUCUUUCUCAGCAGCCAUCAUCUACGACAAGCGGGAAAAGAAGCGGGCAACAGCGCGGUGGGCAAGGGCCGUAUCGCAUAUCGCCAAGGAGCCCAUGGCCACGUCCAGCGAGAUGCCCCGCAAGCUGACCAUCUUCCUCGAGAGCCCUCCUACCGACGGGUUGCGCGUUGCCCAAGACCACUUCACCGAGUACGUCAAGCCCGUCCUAGCCGCCUCGGGCCUGGACUGGGAAUUUGUGCAGGGACGCAGUGAAGGAGAUGUGCGCGCUGCUGUAGCCGAGCGUAUACGUCGCUCCCGAGACCCCGAAGCCGCCGCUACCGCUGGUGUCCAGACACAAGACGAGGUCGUGAACCAGGUAAGGAGGAGGAAUGGCAUACCCGAGUACACCGGCAUGAGAGGUGAUAUUGUUAUCGGACGACACACCUGGAAAGAAUACGUACGAGGCUUACAUGAAGGUUGGCUGGGACCAUUAACCGCCCCUGUCCCAGCCAUCCCCGAUCCCCUCCCGGUCCAUUCUACAACAACGGAGGCGACGAAAGAAGAAGUAGGAGGCGAAGAGAAGGAGAAGCACGAAGAAACCAGGCCAGAGGAAGCAAAGAAACCCGAACGGCCACCACAACCGCCGCCUUAUAACACGCCAGCCAACUACCCCAGCUCCCCCACCCCCCUGCUCAUACCCGCCGAGCUCUCCCCAUCUGCCCCAGUGCAGUUCCCUCACAUUCUCGGCUUCUCCAACACAUUUACUCGGUUAGGACGCUUCCUGAACCGCCGAUAUUUGGCCGACGAUAUUGGUCGCGAAGUCGCCGCCGUCUGUCUCGCCACGGCGCGAGAAUUCCGGGAAAAGACCACUCCCGGUACUGCCGAUUCCGAGCCCGAGCAGGUAACAGCACUAGCUUGGGAAGAGAAAGAUUGGCCCAAGUCAGUUUGGAAGGAGACCGAGGAAGUAGCCGCGAACGAAAAGGAGAAUCCUUCCACCCCACCCGCCGAGAAGAUCUGGACAAACUCUAUCAUUCUAGACCCACGCAUCAGUAUGCGUAUGCGUCGUUUUGAGCUUCGCCCCGAAGACGAGGCCCGUGCCCGUGCCAUUGUCGUGCCCGAAGAGGAGGUUGAGGGCUUUAUCAAAGGUAGCUUACGGAGUCUGUGGCGCUGGGCUAUAGCUCCCAACUCGCGGCCACAGCCCGUUGUCACCGAAGAGUGAACAUUGGUAGGGACAAGUAAUACUAGGUAUGUUCCAAUCCGAUGAGAGCCACAACCUAGCCAACGUCCAACAUAACCUCUCGAAAUACGUUUCACUCUUGUAUUAUUACGAAUGUACUUCCGUAUGACAAGAUACCAGAUUUAUAAAAAAGGCUAGAGGAGGCACGUUCGCGUCUAUAUAUGUAUUUAUGCGUGUACAUCAGUU
Xylaria bambusicola is the source of this 1827-nucleotide messenger RNA. Its product is annotated as mitochondrial import inner membrane translocase subunit Tim54. Bases 271 to 1623 code for a protein of 450 amino acids. The record is from RefSeq and is a predicted model, not a curated record. Gene Ontology annotation, biological process: sphingosine biosynthetic process. Gene Ontology annotation, cellular component: intracellular membrane-bounded organelle; membrane; cytoplasm. Lineage: Eukaryota; Fungi; Ascomycota; Sordariomycetes; Xylariales; Xylariaceae. The transcript has a single exon.